AUGGUCAAAUCAACCAGCAAAGACCUCCGCGUCGUCAUCGUGGGCGGUGGAUUUGCCGGCCUUACCGCAGCCAUUGAGUGCAAGCUACGCGGCAUGCACCCGAUCCUGGUUGAGGCCUACCCGGGCGCCAGCUCGCACGGCGAUCUACUCGACUUUGUGCGCAACGCCGGCCGGGUGUUCGAAAGCUGGGAUAACGGCAACGUCGGCCGCAGACUCAUGGCAGCAGGAGUGAAUGCUGCCAAGUAUCUCGAGUUUUAUAACGCCGAAAAUGUCCUGCUGCGGAGGGACCCCUGGCCGCAGGCAGCGGACAAGGACUGCGUCUACGCCGGCCACCGCGGAGAGAUGCACAGGAUUAUCUACGAGUACGCUAUUGAGAUUGGCGUGGAUAUGCAGUUCAACAAGCGCGUUGAGAAGUAUCUUGACUCGGAAACCGAGAGAGGUGUCUUGAUUUUUGGAGGCGAGAAGAUCCUCGGUGAUGUUGUUCUGGCCUGUGAUGGUCCCCGGUCCUUGGCUCGCUCUCAACUCCUUCAUCUGCCCGAGUCCACGGUCAACAGUGGUUAUGCCAUCUUUCGAGCCUUCUUCAAUAUUACUGAUGAGAUGCGUCAGCUUCCUGAGUUCUCUGAGAUGAUUAAAGAGGGUGAAGACAGCGUUAGGUUCUGGGUUGGCCGCGACAUGCAUGGGUUCAUCUACACAUGGAAGAACGGAAGGGACUGUGCCUGGGUUUUGACACAUCUUGACGAUGCAAAUAUCGCCGAGACGUGGUCCUUCCCUGGAAAGAAAGAGGACGUUGCUAAAUAUCUCAAAGAUGCCGGGUUCCCUAUAAUCUGGCACCAAGCCCUCGAGGCCACACCAGCUGACCGAAUUAUCGAUUAUAAGCUGGUCUGGCGGGAUGCCAUCCCGACAUGGCUGUCCGAUUCCAAGAAAUGUGCUGUAAUGGGCGAUGCAGCGCAUUGUCAUCUCCCAACAUCUGCCCAGGGAGCCUGUCAAGCAGUUGAAGAUGCGGUCACUGCCGCUAUCUGUCUGCAAAAGUGCAACGGGAAUGUGGCAGAGGGCUUACAGGUAUUCGAGCGGAUCCGAUUCAACCGGUCGCAUGUAAUCCACCAAGCGUCCAUUUUGACGCGCAAUAUUUAUCAUAAGAACGACUGGACACCGGAGCUGGUACGCGAAUACCCUGAUUCUCUAAUCAUUCCAUUCUACCCCUGGGUUACCGAUUUCGACGUCUUCGCCAAUGCGGAGGAACACUUCAACCACUUGCUACAGGAUGUCAGAAGCGCGAAACCUGGUACCAUCCAAGAGCUCGCGCUGCCCGCUGGGGGAGAUUACGAUGGAAUGUUGUUGGAGAAGAGAGUCCCAGAAGAGAGAUUAGAUGAGUUGGCGCCUUCUAAUGCGGUACAGGUUCAGUCGUGA
This is a messenger RNA of Penicillium coprophilum, 1407 nucleotides long. RefSeq names its product FAD-dependent oxidoreductase. Gene Ontology annotation, molecular function: FAD binding; monooxygenase activity. Bases 1 to 1407 code for a protein of 468 amino acids. Lineage: Eukaryota; Fungi; Ascomycota; Eurotiomycetes; Eurotiales; Aspergillaceae. The transcript has 2 exons. The record is from RefSeq and is a predicted model, not a curated record. Gene Ontology annotation, biological process: secondary metabolite biosynthetic process.